AUGGUGUACGAUCAUGUAGGGGAUGUAAUGCUUUUUUCCGACGUGCUAUCACUUAUGACCAACAUUUCACCUGUCGUCGUGGAGGACAUUGCCUUGUUGAUAGAAGUGACGGCAAGAUGCGCAUGUCGAGCGUGCCGUUUAGCAAAAUGCAUCGCUGUUGGUAUGGACAAAAAGGGUACGUGUUGUUUCAUAUCCAUCAACAUCAUAGUCGGGUUCAUUUCUUUGCCCAGAUCAUCUGAUUAG
Messenger RNA from Cylicostephanus goldi, 243 nucleotides. Lineage: Eukaryota; Metazoa; Nematoda; Chromadorea; Rhabditida; Strongylidae. The record is from the annotation of a GenBank genome assembly.